UGUCGUCGGUCAUCCGUCGAGUUCGCAAGGCGCGUUGAAUCGCAUUUAAUAGUAGGCGAAAUGUUAGCGGUAUGCGGUUACUUGUGUUGAUAUUGUUCAGUUUAACAGUGUGCACGAUAGUCUUGUGUUUCGAUAUGAUUGUGGGCGACACAGUACACAGGAAAAUGGUGUUCCACCAGAGAGUGAAGGAGUUUCCGAUACCGUUUAAGAAGCGUAUAAAAUCAUUAUCGUAUAGUGAUCCUGAGAAACGUAUUAUUAAGGGUGUUGCUGCGAUCGACAAUGAUUUCUCUCACGCGAGUGCUAAUGUCACUGAAGGAGGAGUUGGCUACUCUUACGUCACAGUCAGAAUGAAAAGCCAGCGACAUCAUCCGCUGAACUUCGAAGUCGAAAUAUACGUCUAGUCGCUGAUAUGGAGAUAUACACUGUAAACAAUAAGUGUACUGCACGUAAAUAUAAAUGUACAAUCGGGGAAACUGGCGGUGUUCCUACAAAGCUACAAUCUUUUGAACAUUUUAAUAGACGCGGAACAAAAAUCAAUGCAACCCUUAAAAAUGUGUCUGUACAAAAAAAUGUCGGUUAGUGAUACACGACUUGUUACUUUUUAUAAUUAUUCCUUCGUUUGCAUUCGCUCUAAUUAGUUAUUUAUAGGAAGAGGUGGAGACAAUUUUUCCAGAACUGGAACACCGCAGGCUUCCGUGAUUGUACAAGAACUGUAUCACUUAUAGUAACAAAAUUCUUUGCCUCGGAAAAAAUGUUCACUAAAGAACACCGAGUGUUGAUUUACACUCAGAGUAAUUUAGUUAUUAUAGAAAUAGAACAAAUCAUUAAAAAUCAUUUAACGUGUGGCAAUAAAUUGUUAAUUUGUCAUUUUAACGUACGACUGUUGAGUCAUAUAAAGAUAUUUAAACGUAAAAGUAAAGUCUGCUAUACACGCGUAAUUUUAUUUGAAUAGUCGAAUCGUUUAGAUAAAUCUAACCGUAAGUGUUGCCAACUUUACCUUUCUUAAAAGUGAGAACUAAACAGUUCCCAGUUAUGUUAGAUUUUUUGGAUGAUUAGACUGUUCAGAUAACCGAGCGAGUGUAUCAGGCUUAAAUGUUGAAUCUGUCUUCAACAAUAUCACUUAACAUUUUUACAUUCGUAGCAAUUUUCGGUUAACGUGUGUUUGUUGAACAAUCAAUUUAUUCGUAAUGAUAGAGAUUCCGUCUUAAUAACAAAUAUCCAAUAUCACAUUUCAAGAUAAAUUGCAUAGUUUAAUAAAUUGAUACUUCUCAUUUAAAUCAGAAAUCUAUAAUCUUGUUUUUCUUUCUGUUCAAUUCAGUAUAUAGUUAACAAUAUAAGAAAUUAUAACAGAUAAUUUAUACAUAUAUAGAAAAUAGUGAUAAAUCAUUAUACCGAUUGUCAGUAUUUUCUAUUUUAACUAAAUAACGACACGCAUUAUUUUUUACCAUAAAAAUACUCGUUGCAAUUAAAUUGUGUUGUUUAUUAAAGUUACACACAAGAAGACAAUUAAAUUCAAAAGUUAUCAAUAAAGCGUUUAAUUUGAUGUUACUUCUAUUAGAAUAUAUUGGAUAUUAAGGUAUGUAUUAUAACUAUAUGUGUAUUGCGUUAAAUGGAAUACAUAUUCAUUGUGUUAUGUAUCUAUUUCGGAUACAGUGAGAUAAAUACGCAAUAACUAUUGUCACGUAGGCACUAUGUAACUAGGCUAAGCAUGAUUGUCAAUACUCAAUUACAAAGUUGUUGCAGAAAAACAGAUAUAUAGCAGAAUACGAAAUCAUUUUAAUUAUUUAAUAAAUGUAUUCAUUUGUAAUUUUUACGUACAAGAUACUAUGAUAUAAAGAAAAGCAAAUAAAACGUUAGAUAUAAGCCAAAGUAAUUGUUAUGAAUCUGUACAUAAGUUAAGA
Messenger RNA from Papilio polytes (common Mormon), 1901 nucleotides. RefSeq lists its product as uncharacterized. The record is from RefSeq and is a predicted model, not a curated record. The coding region runs from base 72 to 401 and encodes 109 amino acids. The transcript has 2 exons. Lineage: Eukaryota; Metazoa; Arthropoda; Insecta; Lepidoptera; Papilionidae.